Molecule: messenger RNA, 700 nt
Organism: Lucilia cuprina (Australian sheep blowfly)
Lineage: Eukaryota; Metazoa; Arthropoda; Insecta; Diptera; Calliphoridae
Product: lysozyme-like
Exons: 3
Coding region: 117-602 (161 amino acids)
Molecular function (GO): lysozyme activity
Source: RefSeq, a predicted model, not a curated record
CAACGGUGAACAUCUUUUUUUUAAAGAUACUUUUUUUUAAAUAAAUAAAAAACAAAAACAAAAUAUUAAAUUAUUGUUUUAAAAUAAACUAAAUAAAUAAAAAAUAUAAUAAAAAAAUGGCAAAUAAAAUAUUUUAUACUUGUGUUUUGGCCGCAGUUUUUGCCGUGGCUAUGAUUACUUUAACUCAAGCUGAUAUAUCAGAAAAACCCGUAACCGAUGUCUGUUUGGGUUGCAUUUGUGAAGCCAUUAGUGGUUGUAAUCAAACCGCCUACUGCGGUGGUGGUGUCUGCGGUUUGUUCCGCAUUACUUGGGCCUACUGGGCUGAUGGUGGUAAAUUGACCAUUAACAAUGAGGACCCCGCAUCGGAAACUGCCUACGCCAACUGCGUUAAUGAUCCCUACUGUGCUGCCAAUACAAUUCAAAAUUAUAUGCGCAAAUACUCUCAAGAUUGUAAUGGUGAUAAUGCUGUGGAUUGUUACGAUUAUGCUGCCAUCCAUAAGUUGGGUGCCUACGGUUGCAAGGGUGAAUUAUCGUAUCAAUAUGGCAACAGCUUGGCCAAUUGUUUAAGUAGUUUCGGUGGCAUUAAUGUGCGUUCGAAUUAAGAGGAAUAUAUACAUAUAUAAAAAUAAUGCCAUUUUUUUAAAUUUAUAUUAUUUACUUUAUGCUAAUUAAGUUUUUUUAUUCAUAAUUAUUUUUUAAA